Molecule: messenger RNA, 2760 nt
Organism: Branchiostoma floridae (Florida lancelet)
Lineage: Eukaryota; Metazoa; Chordata; Leptocardii; Amphioxiformes; Branchiostomatidae
Product: ADP-ribosylation factor GTPase-activating protein 2-like
Exons: 16
Coding region: 188-1972 (594 amino acids)
Biological process (GO): COPI coating of Golgi vesicle
Molecular function (GO): GTPase activator activity
Source: RefSeq, a predicted model, not a curated record
CCUCAAGAAGACAGCCCAAAAAUACUGAAAAACGCGGUAAAACCAGCGAAAAUGUUACCGUAAGGCAGUUUAAUCGUAUAAUUGCGUUACGAGUUACCUACAGUGUUGACUUCUUUUGUCGAAGGGGUGGAAAACUUUGACCGUCUGGUCACUUCCUGUAAAUUUGGUGACGUAGCAUAGUUCCAAGAUGGCCGACCCUACCAAGCAAGACAUCGCCGCAAUCUUCAAGAAACUUCGGUCUAUCCCGACAAAUAAGAUAUGUUUUGAUUGUCAAGCCAAUAACCCGACAUGGAGUUCCGUGACCUAUGGGGUCUUCCUGUGCAUUGACUGCUCAGCGACUCACCGCUCGCUGGGUGUGCAUCUGUCCUUUGUCAGGUCCACUCAGCUGGACACAAACUGGACAUGGCACCAGCUGCGCUGUAUGCAGGCGGGCGGGAAUGCCCAUGCUGAGCAGUUUUUUCGCCAACACGGCUGCACGACUAACGACGCCAAGAUGAAGUACAACAGUCGUGCCGCGACCUUGUACAAGGACAAGUUACACGGCUUGGCUUCUGCCGCCAUGAGGAAAUAUGGAACACAGCUCCACAUUGACACACACGGGCACAUGCACGAGCCCACCUCGCCUGAACACAAGGAGGUCGACUUUUUUGACGAGCACGUGAACGGGACAAAAGUGGCGCCCGUCUCGCCCGCCGCCCCCAGUCUGGUUGGGUCGGCCCUGUCCACUCCGAUACAGAUGCCAACCAAUGGGAAGAAGGCAGAAGAAUCAGGUAAUGACUGCUCACUUGUCCAAAUGUUUUCAUGGUUAGCCUGGGCAGGGAUGGACAAGUUUUCUAAAAAAGAUGCGGACGGACGGGCACCAGAUGUCCAUGCAGCCCUGAGCAUGUCCCCUACAGCAGCCAAGCUGACUGCAGCAGCUCUGACACCAACUCCAGAGGCAGCCCUGCUGUCAGGACACAGGCUAGCCUCAGAAAGUCACAAGCCCACUAUAGGCACCAGGAAACCAGCCAGUGCCAAGAAAACAAAAUCUGGGUUGGGAGCUAAGAAGGGAGGACUGGGUGCACAGAAAGUCAAGAAGGACUUCAAGUCGAUCGAGAAACAAGCCUUGGAGCAGGACAAGCUCAAAGCUGAGAUGGAUGCUCAGGUCAAGAAAGAAGAGAGCAAAGAGACCCCCAUGGUCCAGUCCAUGCGCCUAGCCUACCAAGACAUGAACAUGAGUAAGAACAUGAAACAGCAGGAGGAAAAGCUGAAGGCAUCGGACCCCCGCAAGGCAAAGCAGGCCGAGAGACUAGGGAUGGGGAUAGCUGGGACUAGGAGUGGCGUGUCCCACUCGGUCCAAGAGAUGAAGGUGAUUGACCAGGUCACGCCCGUGUCGUCCUCACGAAAGGAACGUGAUCGUGACGACUUUGACAGUUUCGACGACUUUGCAUCCAGCUACACUUCCGGACCCCCUAAAUAUAAUGACAACCCGUUCCGAGACCGCGGCCGGGACAGAGGUAACUAUGGCGAUGACGGACUGGGUGAUUUGAAGUGGGAGAAGAUAGACAGGAAGAGGGAAGAUGACUUUGCCCCAUCCAGGGAAAGAGAAGACAUGACACAAGAAGAGUGGCAAUCCGAACUGGAUGAAAGGACCAGCCGAAGGAAGGAGCCAGUCGGAAUGUCCUACUCCGAGACUGACGCGGCACAGACCAAGUUUGCCAAUGCCAAGAGCAUCUCUUCAGACCAGUUCUUCGGGAGGGAGAAACCAGAGUUUGAGGUUCAGCAGCGAUUGGACCGGUUCAGCGGGAAUCAGUCCAUCUCCAGCGCAGACCUGUUUGGUGAGGACAGGCCACGACAGUCGUCACGGAGCGCCGCAGACAUGGCCGGCCCAGACCUGUCCCAACUCAAGGAGGGGGUGAAAUCCACCGCCGCCAGAAUGGCCACUCUAGUCAACGGUGUCGUUAAUACCAUACAGGACAAGUACGGUUCUUGAGACCAGCGUCGCCAUGGCAAGAAGAUCUACCCAACACCAUGCAGCCUUUCUAUUUAUCUGCUGUUUAUUGAAUCACUCAUUCAAUCAACUUCCUGUACACUUCUACUAAAUCAACUUUAGAUUCAGUUUAUUUGAUUGGCAGGGCACAGAAAUAGAGAGAAAUAGAUGUAAAUCUGAUUUCUUUUGAGGUGGUUUUAUUUCCUGGUAGGAGGGAAAACACGUUUUUUGUGGUACUUUGGAAUUUGGACAAAUUUGGACACUGAUUGGUCCUAUUUGGGUAGUAGUUUGCUCCUAUGUUUGAUUCUACUACCCAAGAAACUUGAAAUGGUUUACUGAUUGCUGUAUCAAACGAGUGCUCUAGCACCCACUCCUUAAUUGGCUCAUUAACGCAUUAAUGUCACCACCAAACAAUUUGAAAAUAUACCCAGUGGGUAUGUAUGUACAAUAAAGGUCUUCAUUCAUUCAAUAUACAGUUCCCAAGACGGAUAGAAGAAGCAAACAUAGGACCAAACUACUAUCCUGAUGGUACUCAGGCCAAUGUGGUUUACAGAUUGUUGUGAAAACAGUAAAACAAAACCACCCCAAAUGUUUCAAGAUUUGCAGUAAAGAUAUUUCUGCUCUCAUUGUCAACAUAACUAAAAAGGAAAAAACAAAAACAGUUUCAUCAUCUCAAGGUAUUCUGCUAUGUGGAAAAAUGAAGAAAAAAAUGGUACGGAAAGCAUUUCUAGAAACUGCUUGUAGAAAGCAUAAAUGUUGAACAGAAUUUAGACUAUUUAAAAUCCAAGCAA